Messenger RNA from Nerophis lumbriciformis (worm pipefish), 549 nucleotides. The record is from RefSeq and is a predicted model, not a curated record. Lineage: Eukaryota; Metazoa; Chordata; Actinopteri; Syngnathiformes; Syngnathidae.
AUGGCCUGCGACGCAGCGACUGGUGACCUCCGCGCCUUCGAGAUCCUGGUGCGGCGCCACGAGAAGCAGGUGCUCGCCAACUGCCGCUUCCUGACCCGAUCGCCGAACAAUGCCGAGGAUCUUUCACAGGAGAUCUUCGUCAAGGUGUUCUUUCACCUGACCGGUUUCGAGGGACGGGCCAAAUUUCGCACCUGGCUGCAACGCAUCAAGGUCAACCACUGCCUCAACCACCUGGCCAAACAGCGCCGCCAGACCACGAUAAGCCUCGACGAAGAGUUCCAGCCCAACACACCCGAGCUCUAUACCCGCGCCACCGCCGAUCGCGAUCUCGAAGCCGGCCGCGCGCGGCAACGGAUUCAGCGGGUGCUGGAUCAGCUGUCCGACAAUCUACGCCUGCCGCUGGUCAUGCGCGAUGUCGAUGGCAUGGCCUACCAAGAGAUCGCCGAGAUUCUCGGCAUUGGCCUGUCGGCGGUGAAAAUGCGCAUCAAGCGGGCGCGCGAGGAGUUUCGCCAACGCUAUGGUGCCGGACCGCUGAGGACCGCGGAAUGA